Molecule: messenger RNA, 603 nt
Organism: Cucumis sativus (cucumber)
Lineage: Eukaryota; Viridiplantae; Streptophyta; Magnoliopsida; Cucurbitales; Cucurbitaceae
Product: putative protein TPRXL
Exons: 1
Coding region: 1-603 (200 amino acids)
Source: RefSeq, a predicted model, not a curated record
AUGCAUGGGGUGUGCAUGCACGAAAAAUGGUUUAAAAGCAUUCCUUCGCACCGUUCGUAUGUUCAUCUUGCUGAUCGUGGUAAGAUUCCUCAAACCAUUAGUUUUGAUAGCUCUUCCUCUAUUCAUGCUGAAGCGCUUGGUGUUUUCCAUGUGUCCAUUGAUUUGGAUUCUGGGUUUGUUUCUCGUGAUACCGUCCCUUCGGCUGAACUACAUAAAUCUCAUUUUGGUUUAACUCCUUCCACUUCCAAGAGCCAUGGACAAGGUUCGAUUCCUUCUUCCUUUAAAGGUAAGGGGUCUAUGGCUUCGGGGCCUUCCAAGAGUUUAUCUUAUUCUACUAGUAGUUCCUCGAAAACCCUUCCCCAACAGCGAUCCUCUGAUCCUCUCUCGGGCACUAUUCCCUUUGUAUCUCCUCCCCAUGAUUCUCUGAGUGUUCCAUCUACUCCUUCCUUGCCAAUGGUUCAUGGAUCUGUUCCAUCUCCUUGUGCGAUAGAGUAUUCUGUCCAUACGUCCCUAAAGAAGUCCAAAAGCUCCAUGAGGCCUCGGGUUGUCACCACCAAGAUUAGUCAACAGAAACUUUCUUGUAAUAUUCAGUUUGUCCUUUGA